Molecule: messenger RNA, 736 nt
Organism: Diorhabda carinulata
Lineage: Eukaryota; Metazoa; Arthropoda; Insecta; Coleoptera; Chrysomelidae
Product: histone H2A
Exons: 1
Coding region: 82-501 (139 amino acids)
Cellular component (GO): nucleosome
Molecular function (GO): protein heterodimerization activity; DNA binding; structural constituent of chromatin
Source: RefSeq, a predicted model, not a curated record
CGCCUAUAAGUUGACCGUUAAUCAAGCUGAAAGGUUAGCAUUCAUUUGUUGGUGAUUUGAAUCGAAUUUUUGCCAUAAAAAAUGUCAGGACGUGGCAAAGGUGGAAAAAGUAAAGCAAAAUCGAAGUCCCGUUCAACCCGUGCUGGACUCCAGUUUCCUGUGGGAAGAAUUCAUAGAUUAUUGCGUAAGGGGAAUUAUGCAGAACGCGUUGGGGCAGGAGCUCCUGUCUAUCUCUCAGCUGUUCUGGAAUAUUUAGCUGCAGAAGUUUUAGAAUUGGCUGGAAACGCCGCCAGAGACAAUAAAAAAACAAGAAUCAUUCCGAGACAUUUACAACUAGCUAUAAGAAAUGACGAAGAAUUGAACAAACUCUUAUCUGGUGUUACUAUCGCACAGGGUGGUGUUUUACCAAAUAUUCAAGCAGUUUUGUUGCCAAAGAAAUCGGGAACUGCAACUACAGCAACUGGUGGAAAAUCAACGAAGACACAGUCUCAGGAUUACUAGUAAUUUACUUAUAAUUUGUAUGUUAGUGUUCAUUUUUUUUGACUACUUAGCAUAAACUUUGUCAGAUUAACUUGUUUAAUGUAAAGCAUCUAUUUUGCCAAAACUGGAAGUUCAUUAACAGUUAUUGGAAUCGUUUAAGACAGAAUCGUUUUUGAUCCCUUCCUUAAUAGAUUAAACAUUCAGGCUAGGUUUAUGCUUAUUAGAAAUGUCUUUUAAUAAAUAAUAAUGUUAUGAA